AUGGGCGAGAUUCUUCUUCAGGGAAAGCUUGUGGCCACCGAGUACUACAAUGACCCCAACCUGACCAAGGUGGCCUUCACCCCAGACGGCUUUCUCCUCACCGGUGACCUUGGCUUCUAUGACGAGCACAAUCGUCUGUUUGUCCUCGGGAGAAAGGCAGACGCCAUCAUCCGUGGGGACACCGCCAUUUUCCCCAGGGACAUCGAGGAGAAGGUCAACCAGUGCCCAGGCAUUUGGAAGGUGAAGGUCGUGUCAAUCAAGGACGAUAAAGGCAUUAUACAG
Messenger RNA from Candidula unifasciata, 282 nucleotides. The record is from the annotation of a GenBank genome assembly. Lineage: Eukaryota; Metazoa; Mollusca; Gastropoda; Stylommatophora; Geomitridae.